AUGUCUCCCAAGAUCGUCACCGUCGUUGGUGCUACCGGCGCCCAAGGCAAAGGCGUUGUGCGCGGCUUCAUCAAUAACCCAGCCUACAAAGUCCGCACCAUUACCCGCAACCCUUCCAGCGCAGCAGCCAAGGCCCUCGCAGACCAGGGCGCCGAGGUUGUAGCAGCCGACCUGGACGACCUCGCUAGCCUCAAGACCGCCUUCGCGGGCUCGCACAUUAUUUUCGGCGUGACUGACUUCUUCGCGCCCUUCAUCGCCCACCAGUCCCCUGAGAAAGCAAUGGACGUCGAAGAGCAGCAGGGAAUCAACCUCGCCCGUGCCGCGGCCGCCACCUCGACCCUGGAGCACUACAUCUGGAGCACCCUGCCCAACUCCGAAGCCCUGUCCAAUAACAAGUUCCUCGUCCCGCACUUCUCCGGCAAGAACCGCAUCGACAAGUACAUCCGGACACAGGAGCCCGCCCUCCUAGCCAAGACUACCUUUUUAUUCGUCACCUGGUACCAUAGCAACUACUCGUUCCCGGUCUUCCGCCCUGUACACGUCCCUAUCGCAGACAAACAGGUCUUAAUCGGCGCGUACGACCCGACCACGCCGAUCCAAACGAUCGGCGAUGUGUCGGUGAACCUCGGCGCUUUUGUACGUGCGGCGGUUGAGCAGCCGGAGAAGACGCUCGGCGGGAAGACGGUGCUGGCGGCGAUUGAGACGCAUGCCGCUGCGGAGCAGUUUGCGUUGUGGGCGAAGGCCAAGGGUAAGCAGGCGCAGUAUUUGAAGAUUGAUGGACAGGCGUAUCGCGAGCUGUGGCCGCUGUGGGGCGAGGAGAUGGGAGUGAUGAUGGACUUUUGGGAGUGGGCGCGGGAGAACAGCUGGACGCUGCCUGGGGGUGAGAAGGUUGUUGGGCGGGAGGAGCUGGGGAUUACGGGGGUGCAGAGUUUGGAGGAGGCCUAUAAGGGGUAUGAGCUCUGA
Dichotomopilus funicola is the source of this 963-nucleotide messenger RNA. RefSeq lists its product as uncharacterized. The coding region runs from base 1 to 963 and encodes 320 amino acids. The transcript has a single exon. The record is from RefSeq and is a predicted model, not a curated record. Gene Ontology annotation, cellular component: nucleus. NCBI's taxonomy places the organism in Eukaryota, Fungi, Ascomycota, Sordariomycetes, Sordariales, Chaetomiaceae.